AUUCGCUGGUAGAAAGCGUGGAACACUGAGUUCGGGUGGAAGGUUGUUCUCUAUCGUCUGCGGGUUUACGUGGUGUGCUGCGGCGGCCAUGAUUCUGUUGAAAACGUCCCGCGUUCUAAAGUGAGGAGUGACCCGUUUGAAGACUGACCGGAAAGAAUGGAUCGGCGACCGGGAGAUCUGGCGGUUGCGUUAUUCAUUGUACUUGUUUUCAUGUUGUCCUGUGUUAAAGCUGAAAUCCGAUGCUUCUGUAAUCAGGCUGCCUGCGUGUCCACGGGCUAUAUGUGCAAGUCCUCUGCCCAGUGCUUUAGUGAUGUGGAGGGUGGCAUCCAUGGCUGCUUGGAGAGGAAGAGAUGUAACGGGCUGAGAUGCUGCCGGGAAGAUAUGUGCAACUACAUCCAUGUAGAUAUUCAUGUUCAUACACAUAGAGCACCCAUGGCUGGUGCUCUUGGAGAAAGUCUAGACACAGACUCUGAAAGGAUAGCAAUCAUGGAGUCUGCUCUCCGGAGGGAAGUCUGGUUCAAAGCAGCAGUCAUUGCUGUGCCCAUUGGGGGCAUGUGCGUGUUGGUGCUCUUGGCUGUGGUGGCUGCGAGGAUGCUACGACAAGAUGCCAUUCGCCAGAAAAGACUACUAGAACUGCGUAGGAUUUACAGUUAUUCCCUCAAAGACACUUUACUUCCUUGGGGCAAGGAGAAAAAUACUACUAUCGUCUAGUCUCUGUGUUGUAUGUUAAUGUUUCAAACACUUCCACUAUCAACAAAGAAAGUGAAAAGAGCUUUUAAAACAGAACUGUGAUCUCUUGCAGUCUGAAGAACUUUCUGUCCUAAUUCUACGCACACAUUGUGAUAUUCGUAGAUAUGAAAAUGAGCCCUAGCUGUGCCUUACAGUUAAGAGGUGCCUUACAGCACGAUAUGAAAACUUUUUUUCAAUGCUUGUGUGAACGUGACAAGUAUUUGUCAUAGUGAUAUGUUCCUCACUGAUUGAAAAAUAUGCAAUUAAUUCUGUUGCUGGAUUUUAUUUUCAUUCACGUUUGGUCUUUUUGAACCUUUUGUGUGCAUAUGUGAGAAUUUGUAUAUAGUUUUGUUCAGAUUAACGUCAUAAGCUUCAGAAACUGAAGUGGUGGACAUUUUUGUGUAUGCAUGUGUGUGUGUAUGUUCAUAGUUAAAUGUGUUUCUAGAAUAUUUGAUACUGCAAGGAACAUUUGAUUUUAUACUAUUUUAUAAAGAGCAUUUUUGUGUUGUUGGUACAUUUAAUAUACAUAAAGAAACCAUGAAGAGCUCAAUAUUUUUCACUACAGUACUUUGCAAUCAGUGCUGGGAAAUAAUGCAUCUUAGAGGUUUUUUGUAUUUUAAUAAAAGUUGCGUGAUAGAUUAUUAUUAAAAUAUUGUUUCCAAAUGCAAUGAAAAAUCUGUUUCAAGCAUACAAGUUAAAUAACAAAGGUUCCACAAAAAUAAUUUAAGGCAGAGGUUCCAAAGUAUUUCUGAUUUGCAGCACCUUUUCAAGAAUUAGAGCUUUCUCAUAGCACCCCAAUCUAUCUCUAAUAUAUACGUAUAUAUUGAUGCUAUGGACGCCCCGUGGCACCCUGUUUGGGAACCUCUGGUCUAGAGCUUUGAGCAAACUAAACAUCUUCAUGCAUAAAUUAUAUUAGCAUCCCAAAAUAAGAUGUCUCACUAACAGUGGUGUUCCCAUAGGAUAUACUCCAUAUACACCGCAUACUCUCAAACAUUUUGUAGACAUAUAGUGUAUACCCUCAAGCUUCACAAAUUUUUGUAUUAUGACAUAUUAGGUAUACUAGGUGCUACUAGUACCGUCUCUUGCCCCAAGACAGAGGAGAGGUUUACCUACCAUUUGUACUGGUUAUCUCAAAACUUUCAAUUUAACCACUUAUAUUCCUUUGCUUCUCACUAUCUCAAUUGACAGUAGCUUAAAAAGUACUUGUUUAUGGGCUGACAGUAAUCAAACACAAAAAGUUGGUUUUUGCCCAAUGAAGUUCAACGUUUUUGUUUUAUAAACUAAUGCUUGAAACAGAUUGUUUUACUUAUCAAAUAAGUUAGUUAUUUAUUUACAGUGGAGUCGCAGAAAUCCGAAUUAAUUGGGACUCACCUCACCUAGGAUUACCUGGAAAAGUUUUCCGUAUUUAAAAUUUAUGCAACUCCAAAGACAUAAGGAGGAGCGCCUUUUUUACUUCCUUGUAUCAUGAAAAAAAAAACUAUUGUCUUCACAAAAAAAAAUUAUCACUAAAAAGUUCAACAUGAAUUUCCUUUUAAUUGCUUUUUGACAAAUUUUAACCUAAUUUUUCUUGAUAUCCAUACGCAUUUGUCUGUGCAAAGCAACCAAAACAUAAUCAACCUCUCAUUAUAUUUUUUAUUAUUAACUAAAUGUAGUCAAGAAGUUUUACAGCUGCAAAAUAUUUAUUUUCAGGUUUUAAUGAAAAUCAAAUUUUUGCUACUAAAAAAAUAAUGUAAAAUAUAAAUGAAUCAUUUCGGAUAAAGCAGAACCUCAGAUUUUCAAGACUCUACUGUACUUAAAAUAGAAAAUUAAGAUCUUAAUCACACUAGAAAAAUAAAUGGUAACUCUCUUUGUCACAGCUGUGCCUUACUGUAUUUUCUCAGAAUGUUCCAUCGGCACAAUCCCAUACUAUGUAAAUUUUAUAUUAGUUUUUGAUUGCAAAUUUAUUUAUGUCCUUUGUAAGAACAAAAAUGUUUGUAAAACAUUCUUUUUGAUCUCAAUCUCUGUUAAAGGAAUAAAUGCAUUGUUAAUUUUUUUUUUAAUAAUCCAGUAAUUACUGCAAAAAUGCUGUUCUACUUUGUUUUCUUGACCUAGAAUAAAUUUUAAAUUUGUACUUAAUGAUUUAUUUUAUACUUAAAAACAUUUCUUUUAUAUAUUUUUGCAUUUAACGAAUUAGAGUGGGAAAAAGCCAAAGCCUUUUGAAUAAUACCAUGCAUUUCAUCUUUAGAAAAUGUUUGAUACGUUUAUACUCUUUGAAAGAGCUGAAAUUUAAUGUGUGAAUGUAAAAAGUUUUGCUUGUAUAUUAUAUUAAUUAUUUUGGUG
This is a messenger RNA of Uloborus diversus, 3048 nucleotides long. RefSeq names its product BMP and activin membrane-bound inhibitor homolog. Lineage: Eukaryota; Metazoa; Arthropoda; Arachnida; Araneae; Uloboridae. The transcript is spliced from 3 exons. Bases 157 to 711 code for a protein of 184 amino acids. The record is from RefSeq and is a predicted model, not a curated record.